UACCUCGAUUUCACUCGCACCAUGGUUAAACUCCUCCUCUUCCGUGCUAACUUCCGUCAACAAGGCCAUGUCCCGGAUGUUUGAUCUAGCGCCGAACGCUGGACGGCGAUGGUGACGCCGGAUGCUCUCGAGACAAUGCACGGGCCAGCACGGCAGUCUUGUUUACAAGCAAUCAGUAAAGGACAGACAGACGCAGACACCGGUUUGGAGACGAAUCACAGAGAGAAAAAGACCGGAGGAGGAAUGCUUAAGAAGCUGAAGUCGAGGCGCAGCCAAACGGAUAAGUGGCCUGUGGUUACAGAGGAUGAACUCCGGGCUCUGGGCAGAGAUAUUUCUCCAGACCAUGUCCUGGGUUUACGGGCUGUAACGGAAGACUAUCUUUGCAGACCAGAGGACAAUAUCUACGGCAUCGACUUCACUCGUUUUAAAAUAAGAGAUCUUGAGACUGGCACAGUGCUGUUUGAAAUUGCCAAACCCCCUAACAGCGGUGCUGUGGAGAAUGAAGACGACACAGGAGACGUGGAUACCAGCGCGGGGCGUUUUGUCAGAUACCAGUUUACACCAGCCUUCCUAAAGCUGCGCACUGUGGGAGCAACCGUUGAGUUCACGGUGGGCGACCGUCCCAUAAACAGCUUUCGUAUGAUUGAGAGGCACUACUUCCAGGGACGCCUCCUCAAGAAUUUCGACUUCGACUUUGGCUUUUGCAUACCAAACAGUCGCAACACCUGCGAACACAUUUACGAGUUUCCACAGCUUCCAGACGACCUCAUUCGCCAAAUGGUGGAUCACCCAUACGAGACCAGAUCAGACAGUUUCUAUUUUGUGGACAGCAAACUCAUCAUGCACAACAAGGCUGACUAUGCCUACAAUGGUGGGCUGUAAUAUCUGAAGGAAGCAUGGGUGCAGUAGCAACCAGUGAAUAGAUUUCCUGGAUAACACCCCUCUAAGAACUUUACUUUGGGGGUACAGAAGUAUUUUCUCCUUUUUAAAACAAAAAAACAGGCCACUUCUGCCUUCAUAUGAAAUCAUGGAUCCAUUCACCAGUACCUCACAUAGCUCAGUUCCUGGAACUCAGAGGGAUGUUUUGCUCCAAACCUGACUGAAAAGUUUCGUUAGAUAU
Molecule: messenger RNA, 1120 nt
Organism: Menidia menidia (Atlantic silverside)
Lineage: Eukaryota; Metazoa; Chordata; Actinopteri; Atheriniformes; Atherinopsidae
Source: the annotation of a GenBank genome assembly